CUCAACCCAGCAUGUUAUCGUGAUAGAGUCUGUAGAUGCAGAGGCUGCAGGUCCUGGGGUCAAGCAGCAGAUGACUAAAGGAAAGAAGGACCCACAGGACAGCAGAGACAUCCAGACCGAGGCAGUGGCUGGAGUGGCGCCCCCUGUGGCCAAGGAGGUCCUCUCCGCUGUGCCCCAGGCCAGGACCAUACGCAGCAUCAUGGAGGAUGAGGAGGUUCCAGAGGUGCUGCUGGUGAAGGAGGAGGGUCUGGGGAACCCUGAGGGAACCAUGGUCAUGGAGGACAACCAGACUACACCACCUCCUGAAACCACAGAGGAACUAGCUGAGCAGCACAGGACCACACACAGUCUCACUGAGUCAGUAGACAUGGAGGAUGGGAAGCCUGAUCUGCUGCUGGUCAAAGAGGAGACCGUAGAGGAUGGACCAGAGAGCAUUGAUCUGCUGAGUGGACUAAAGAUGGGGGAGCAAGGUGAUUGGCUGGAGGCUAACAGAGGAGACUGGGCGGCCAUCUUGAAUUCCCAGACCCAGACCGGUGGAGCCAAGGGCUUACGGGACAACAUCACUGAGCAGGCCAGGAUCAGAGGCGACAAAGUGGAGUCUGCUGUCCAUGAGAGCCUGCUGUCAUCCGGUGUUGCUGGUGGGAGAGACUGGUCCUCUGAGGUGGCUAGUCACAAAGCCUGGCCCCGGAUCAGAACCCUGGAUCAGCAGCCUUCGCUCUUCCUUCCCGAGUCGGAACCAGGACCCAACUACGAGGGACAGAGACUCCACCACCACACAGAACACAACCAGUGGACAGGUGGACUGAACAACCUCAGUCCUGGUGGUCAUCAGAGAGACAGAGGCUCUAGUCAGGGAUCCAGUCUGCAGCCCAGACCCUUCUCUUCACAGUCUCAGUGCAGGGAUGUAGCAGGGCCUGGGGCUGAUAGAGAUAGACCCUCCUGUUCCUAUGAUACAAACACCACAGUGUCCAUGAUAAACAGUGCAGGUCUUCCUGGGCUUCUGCCUUCACAGAGAGUGGUGGGAGACCCCCCUGGUAGGAGUCUAACAGGAAGUCUUUCCUCUCCAUCAGGAUCUCGUCUAAUGCCUGGUGAAUGGGUUCAUAGAAGGUCUGGGUCUAGCCUUCCUCAUUUAACUCAUGGUUACCCUAGCAAUACAGACAGAGGCAGGAUGGGUGUUCAGCACAAGCGCUUCCUAGCCUCUAACACAGCACAAAAUCCCAACAACACCCAAACAAUGGCUAGAGGUCAAGGAGGGAGCUCAAAGACUAACCACCUGAGGCUGGCUCCUGCUUCUACCUCCUCUGGUGUCAUUGGGAGGCCGAGCAUUAGGACUGACGCCGACAAGCCGUACACCUGCCCAACGUGUGGGAGGCGCUUUGCUAAAGCGAGCUAUGUGAAGAUGCACCAGACCGUUCACACCAAGGAGAAGCCCUUCAAGUGCAAACUAUGUUACAAGAGCUUCUCCUUCCUGACUAACCUUAUCAGACAUAGGAGUGUCCACAAUGGGGAAAAAUCAUAGCAGUGUGGCCUGAGAUGUACACAGGGGGUGUCAAGGGUGACAUAUUAUAGUUAUGUGAAGUGUCUUUGGGUAAGAGAGUAAUUAACCACAUACCCCUCAUUAACCCUUUGUUAACUUGUCUUUUGAAACAGGCUUGUGUAAACUGUUUUUAGAGAGAGAGUAAACCUGGGCUAGAACAAGGAUAGUUGAAUAUUUACCUUACUGAGGUGAUGUAGAUGGAAUAAAGUAAUUGUAUUAUUUUCUACUGUGUUCUUGAUAACACACUGUUCUUCAUAGACAAAUAUCUCUGAGCUUGAAAGAUGGUGAUCAUGAAGGAGAUUUGAUGUGUAAUGUAAUAAGCAAUGGCGUAUUUGAAAAGAACAGCAUGCAUACCCUUUUCAUUUAACCACAUCCUUUGAGCUAUGACGCCAACCAUUAAGUAUGAGGCGUUAUACGUGCCUAUUCCUUGAUUGUAAUAUUCAACUGAUAAGGCAAUGCCGCAAUAGUGAUUAUUGGAAGAAUUGAACCGCUCAUGCAACGAGAACCGGAAGCACCGACUGCUAGCAGAGCAGAGUGGAUGAUUGUAAGUAGAAACUUCAGUGCAAACUUGUUUGGAAGACUGUUGUGGGGGGCGCUAUAGAAGGUUGACUGGAAGAUAGCUACAGAUUGUUAAACCAGAUAAUGUGAUUGAACCAAAGAUUUUUGGUAUCCAUUACUGGGAGUUACAGGUUAGGUACUGUUUGGUGUAGCACAGAGAAUUUUCUACCAACCCUAACUUCAAAUUGUAUUGGUCACAUACACAUAUUUUGCGGGUGUAGCUAAAUACUUAUGUUCCUAGUUCCAACAGUGCUGUAGUAUCUAAAAAUGAUUCACAACAAUACGCAUAAAUCUAAAAGUAAAAUAAUGGAAUUAAGAAAUAAAUAUUAGAUCGAGCAAUGUCGGAGUGGCAUUGACUAAAAUACAGUAGAAUAUAAUACAGUAUAUACAUGUGAGAUGAAUA
Molecule: messenger RNA, 2498 nt
Organism: Oncorhynchus tshawytscha (Chinook salmon)
Lineage: Eukaryota; Metazoa; Chordata; Actinopteri; Salmoniformes; Salmonidae
Product: early growth response protein 1-like
Exons: 6
Coding region: 71-1519 (482 amino acids)
Cellular component (GO): nucleus
Source: RefSeq, a predicted model, not a curated record